GCGAUAGGACAAGAGUCAGCAAUGCCACAACUUAUAGAUAGACUUAAAUCGGAGAUUCGUGCACUAGAGUUGCAUUUGAAAAAAAAAUCACAGGAGGCGGAGCGCGAGACAAAAAGAGCUGAUGAUUCAAUCAGUGAAUUGAUAAAUCUGCAUCAUGAAUAUGAGCUUUCACGCGGGCGUAUUGCAACACUUCAGCGGGAACUUGAAUAUCAAAAUGCUAUUAUAAAUGGUGAUUCAAAAAAAAAUUCUCAUAUCCAGUAUGAUGACGCUCCUCCAAAACUGAAAGAAUUGAGGGAAAAAUUUGAUGAACAAAUUAAAAUGACUGAGGUAGGCAAACGAACAUGCGUUUACCUCUAG
Messenger RNA from Protopolystoma xenopodis, 357 nucleotides. The record is from the annotation of a GenBank genome assembly. NCBI's taxonomy places the organism in Eukaryota, Metazoa, Platyhelminthes, Monogenea, Polystomatidea, Polystomatidae.